Artibeus jamaicensis (Jamaican fruit-eating bat) is the source of this 1589-nucleotide messenger RNA. Its product is annotated as histone H3.1-like. The record is from RefSeq and is a predicted model, not a curated record. Gene Ontology annotation, molecular function: protein heterodimerization activity; structural constituent of chromatin; DNA binding. The transcript is spliced from 2 exons. The coding region runs from base 87 to 749 and encodes 220 amino acids. Lineage: Eukaryota; Metazoa; Chordata; Mammalia; Chiroptera; Phyllostomidae. Gene Ontology annotation, cellular component: nucleosome.
CCAGCAAUCCAAUCAGAGUAAUUCUGUUCCUGCAUAAAUACCGGGGCAAGCGGUCUGUUCCAGUGCACUAGCGUUACAGGCAAGUCAUGGCCCGGACCAAGCAGACGGCGCGCAAGUCCACCGGCGGGAAGGCCCCACGCAAGCAGCUGGCCACCAAGGCGGCCCGCAAGAGCGCACCGGCCACAGGCGGCGUCAAGAAGCCGCACCGCUACCGGCCCGGAACCGUGGCCCUGCGCGAGAUCCGCCGCUACCAGAAGUCCACCGAGCUGCUGAUCCGCAAGCUGCCCUUCCAGCGCCUGGUGCGCGAGAUCGCGCAGGACUUCAAGACCGACCUGCGCUUCCAGAGCUCGGCCGUCAUGGCGCUGCAGGAGGCGUGCGAGGCCUACCUGGUGGGCCUGUUCGAGGACACCAACCUUGAGCUUCAACUUCUCUUCACUAUGUCUGGUCGUGGCAAAGGCGGGAAGGGUCUUGGCAAAGGCGGCGCCAAGCGCCACCGCAAGGUGCUGCGCGACAACAUCCAGGGCAUCACCAAGCCCGCCAUCCGCCGCCUGGCCCGCCGCGGCGGCGUCAAGCGCAUCUCCGGCCUCAUCUACGAGGAGACCCGCGGGGUGCUCAAGGUCUUCCUGGAGAACGUGAUCCGGGACGCCGUCACCUACACGGAGCACGCCAAGCGCAAGACGGUCACGGCCAUGGACGUGGUCUACGCGCUCAAGCGGCAGGGUCGCACCCUCUACGGCUUCGGCGGCUGAGCGUCCCCACCGCCCUCGCCCUGCGGCCCCGGUUUCUCCACAAAAGGCCCUUCUCAGGGCCACCCACUUGACCACACGAAGGGCUGUUAGUAACCACCAGACCUGAAGGUAGUGCGUGUCUCUUUGUGUCGGUGUUCUGUUGGGAUUCUAACUUUUAACAAGAACGUGACUCCUUGCAAAGUCGGGCGCGCUCGCGUCUGGUGCCAUUUUCCAGUCUGCGGCCGCGGGCUAAGAUGGCGGCUCUCAGACGAGCCCAAAGGACAAAGGGAAUUGCGGGGGCGGGGGAGGCGCGGUGCCCUCAGGCGUUCGGGAACGCCCGGGUUUGCUGCCCCCUGGAGCAAGUUGCCUUUGGAAUGGCGGCCGUUGUCCAACUGAACUGUUACUAAUUGGUUUCAUUGUAUUCGGGGACCUUAAGAUUCACUUUCCCAGAAGGCUGCGCGGACCUGCCACUCGGUGUCCUGUAGGGGGCGCCCGGCCUUCGCGGGAACCCCCUGCAGGAAACCCUGGGAGAGCCGUGCACAGUUAGGCGGGUAAAAGCAAAAAUCAGGCCUGGAAGGGUCUUCAUUUUUCUCUUUCUCAGGACAUUCCUGAUGACGUGGAACUCGUCAUCGCUCAUCUUACUGCUUUAUUUUUUAAAUUGUAAAUGAUUUAAACCCUCCUUCGUGUGUUCUGUCCACCGACGGCCUUCCCACCGGUGACCGGGCCUUCAUCCUUUGCUCUCCGUUUCCCGGCAGGCAGAAGAGGCGGUGUUUAGACCGAGUCCUGAUCUCCCUGCACCUGUGUUCUAAACCCUUCCCUUACCUGUGCCAUUUAAACCCCCAGUAAAACACACCCAGUCCA